AGAUAGGACUUGCAUUAUACAGAGGACCUCAUGCACUCGUAGAGAGAGGCGGAGAGCGUACUACAUAUACGCACAGGAGACGAUACAGAGGAGCACCCCAUGCACUCGUAGAGAGAGGCGGAGAGCGUACUACAUAUACGCACAGGAGACGAUACAGAGGAGCACCCCAUGCACUCGUAGAGAGAGGGAGAGCGUCAUACAUACGCACAGCAGACGAUGAUUGUGGCGGGAGAGAACGACGGGGUGGUCGGCGUUGCCGCCACACCGCGACACGGCAGCAGUGAGCUCAUCAACCCUCCACGCACACUGCGCCGUCCGGAUACGGAUCUGGAAGCCUGCAUCAUCGACGGGAAAGUAACCGCACCGCCGCUCCUUCAGCUAAUCCACUCAGUCAGUGGUCAAGUCAGUUGUGCCAAGUCAGUCAGUGGUGAAAGCAGUGGCGAAGUUACUUGUGUCAAGUCAGUCAGUGGUCAAGUCAGUUGUGCCAAGUCAGUCAGUGGUGAAAGCAGUGGCGAAGUUACUUGUGUCAAGUCAGUCAGUGGUGAAAUCAGUGGUCAAGUCAGCUGUGACGACAGACGCGUCCCGCAGGAUCGGCGGAUCCCGGAACUGGGCGGCAGCGUGCAUGGCGGCCACGUCGUCCCCGCACGAGAGGAAGCCACCGUGGUGGGCCGCAUGGGAGGAGCGCCAGGAGGAGACUCGGGGCUCGGCGGCGGCGGAGGAACAGGAGGGGACUCGGAGCCGCCUCCUCGGAGAGCAAAACCCAGGAGGCAACGGCAGCGCGGCGGCGGGAGAAGGAGUUACGGAUGUCACAGCUGCGCGGAGCAGUUCACGCAACUCGCCGAUGUCAUACGUCACGUCAAGACUCACGAGAUAAGCUCCGGGAGGCAGCCGAAGCAAUCCGUGGACGCGCGUGCGAGGCAAGAAGUGGCGCCAACUGGCGUUCCCGACACCGCAGCGCUGAUGGAUCGCAAGAGCCACGCAUGCGCGGCCGACAUCGCGUCCGCCCACGUGACCGCGGACAACGCGCGGAAGCCUCACCUGGCGGUCACCACCGGGGUUGAGAGCCGCGGUAGAAACACCGGAGCAUCCGAGCAGAGCGCGACUUCACGCGACUUAGCGACGCCUUGCACGAAGCCGGCGCUAGUCGUGGCGAUGACGUCACCGCUAGCGAGUCACGUGUUGCUGCCAGUCGGUCAGCUCGCUGCGACGGAGAAACGGAGGCUGCUGCCGGUAGACGGCGCUUCGGGCGCCCCGGCCAACAAGCGCAGCCGGGAUGCCGACAGACCGCGACCUCACGCGUGCGCAACCUGCGGCGCGGCCUUCCACACUAAGCUGCUACUGAAGGCGCACGGGCGCGUGCACACGGGCGAACGCCCCUACAAGUGUCAGCUCUGCUCGGCCGCCUUCUCCUGCAAAGCAAACCUCACCUGCCACGUGCGCACGCACACGGGCGAGCGACCGUACAAAUGCGACGUAUGCUCGGCGGCGUUCUCCCAGGGCGGACACCUACAGAAGCACGCGAGGAUCCACACGGGCGAGAAACCGUACGCGUGCAACAUCUGCGGGUCCUCGUUCUCUCAGUCCAGCUACCUGACUGUGCACCGCUGGGUGCAUUCAGCAGAGAAGCCAUUCAAAUGCUCGUACUGUGCGGUGGGGUAUAGCCGAGCGACCAGCCUUACGGCGCACCUCGCCCGCCUACACGACGUCCGUAGCGACGCACAGCGGCCGUACCAGUGUCUGCUGUGCACGGCCGCCUUCACCGACGUCAGGUUUCUUAAGAGACAUGUGACGGAGAUGUCGAAAACGGACGCGUCGCACAGAGACAACGCGUUGCAGCUUCAGCUCGCUUAUUCGUGCGUGUAAGAGUCGGGAAGCGCUCUCAGCUAGAGCAGUGUGUGAGGCGACGGUUGUACAUGAGUGUUAGAUGGAUGAUCAGGUGUCCAGAAGAGUACGUGUUACGACUAGUAGCUAUACUACUCGAGAUGUGUAUAGGAAAGCGCUUUCAACCAGAGCAGUGAGUGAGGGUUAGACAUACAAGUGAGGGCGACGGAUACAUUAGUGUUAGUAGCUCUCGUACUAUAUAUCCCUUGUUGCGACACGCAAAUGCGCCUGUGGCAACAAGGGCUAUAGUACUAGAGCAGGGGUUCUUAACCUGUGGUACGUGGACCAGUCACCUCUUUGGGUCCGUGGAUGGGCUUCAGGGGGUCCGUGAACCAGGCGCAUAAAAAAUUUUGUUUAUGUGCAUUUUUUUGCGGAGGGGUCGUAGCUUUCCCCAGAUUCUCAAAGGGGUCCAUGACUUAAAAGUGAAGAACUACGGUACUAGAGCUAUAGAGUGUUAGAUGAUCAUGUGUCCAGAAGAUUACGUGUUACUAUACUAGCAGUUACUCUACUCGAUAUGUGUAUAUAUUCCCUAUUAUUUACUUCUGGUAUAUAUGUAUAACCCUAAGAAGUCGUAGUGCUUUGUCAUCUCGCCCUCCAUCACUUCUAUUUAUUUAGUUUCAUUUGCUUUAAUUCAUCAGCAUUGUCAAUUAAUUUCUUUACAAAUCUAAUUCAUAAGUGCAAAUAAAGUUAAGUUGAAGUGAAUGAAUGUUGAAAUAAAACUACAUCAAUAAAAUUUUA
Molecule: messenger RNA, 2619 nt
Organism: Priapulus caudatus
Lineage: Eukaryota; Metazoa; Priapulida; Priapulimorpha; Priapulimorphida; Priapulidae
Product: zinc finger protein 135-like
Exons: 2
Coding region: 217-1863 (548 amino acids)
Cellular component (GO): nucleus
Source: RefSeq, a predicted model, not a curated record